Molecule: messenger RNA, 973 nt
Organism: Tetranychus urticae (two-spotted spider mite)
Lineage: Eukaryota; Metazoa; Arthropoda; Arachnida; Trombidiformes; Tetranychidae
Source: RefSeq, a predicted model, not a curated record
CAUCUUGACCACUUUAUACUUGACUUACUAAAGUGACAUCAAGGUGACUUGACCUAGACUUUUCUUUUUUCAUCUCAACUUUAUUAUUUUUAUCUGUUUUUUUAUCGUCAAGUUUCAAACAUGAUUUGUAUUCGUUAUCGGUUGGUUUUUUAUUUGGUUACAUUUUGCUUGAUUGGUCAACAUUCAGCUGCUCCAGUUAUUGAAGAUUCAACAGCUGAUUAUGGAACAGCACCAGUUUCGCCCUUAAAUCCUGUCGAUGAAAGUACCUCGAGCCCAUCUGAUUUGAUUAUGAUUGAUUCAACAAGUCAAACAAAGGUUAAGUCAUCUAAUCGUUUCGCUGAGACAAUCAACAACAUGAGAGAUCGUGUUGAGAAGAGUCGUCAAGUGUUAACUGGAAUUGUUGACUCAUUUGUAUCAAAUCCUGGUGAUGGAAGUAAGUUAGAAGAGGCUUUGGCCCAAUACGAUGAGGUUGUUGAAGAUAUUGAAGCUGAUUUCACCAAAGCUAAACUGGAAUUUGGCUUAAGAAUGGAACAAAAUGUGGACAAAGCGAAUGAAACAUUAGAUCAAAUGGAGAAACAGUUACAUGAUCUUAAUACACAAUUUAUCAACUGGAGCACCAUAAAUAGAGCUCGGAUGACCAAACAAUUGAGACAAGGAUUGUUACAAUUUAAUGAUUUUCUUAGCUCAGGAGUGGAGAUGUUGUUGGAAGCUUCAGAAAAAGGUAAAGAUGUAAUAAGGAACUUGCAACGACGCCGUUUUGAUUCCAAACAAUCGCCUUUUCAAUCAACUGAAGAUUCUCCAAAAAGAUCUGGUUUAUUCAUCCCAUUCCUGGGUCAGUUGUGAUUCAAAAAUUAAUCACCUUUUGAUACAUCCCAACGAAUAAUUAACCAACACUAACUUUAUUAUAUUUAUUCUAACACUUAUAAUUAAGAUUGUGACCUCAAAAUAUAUUAAACAGUAUUCAGCAACGAAA